Messenger RNA from Drosophila rhopaloa, 437 nucleotides. RefSeq lists its product as uncharacterized. NCBI's taxonomy places the organism in Eukaryota, Metazoa, Arthropoda, Insecta, Diptera, Drosophilidae. The record is from RefSeq and is a predicted model, not a curated record. The coding region runs from base 64 to 336 and encodes 90 amino acids. The transcript is spliced from 4 exons.
GCAGCGAUUCGUCCAGGGAAUUUUCACCAUUUUAGUGAGCCGUAAGAACGUGACAGCUCGGAAAUGAAGCUAUUUUGCGUUGUUUUGGUUAUUUACGUUGUGGCUCUGACCCUCUUUGGAGUCGACGGACGUGGCGGGGGCACCACAAACGGAGUGGAGGAGCCGAAGUUCGCCGGGAUGCUCAGGCGGGCUCGUCGUUAUGCCUUGGAUGAACACCUGGUAGCCAAUGAUGCCCCGCCACCACCAGAACAUUUCAGGCAUCGUCGACAGGUUCCUCCUGGUAUGCCGCCCCCACCAGACGGUCUUCCAGCACCACCCCAGUUCCUUGUCCUCUAAAGAUAUCUCUGUGUAUAGCAUAAGGUUGGGCGCUUGUGCAUGUAAAAGGGAACCACAUCGAAGCUAAUAAAACUAGUUUGAAGCAUUCCAAAAAUUACAAA